AUGUCUUCUUCCAGCAAUAUUCCCAUCCUCCAUUAUGUCGAACAUAAUCCAGGCCACCCCACCAUUCUGCUUAUUCACGGUGCCUUUGUUUCUGGCCUUUACUGGGAUCUAGUCAUCCCAUAUCUCAGCUCGUAUCAUUUGAUAAUUCCAGAUCUUCCAGGGCAUGGCAAAUCCCAAGCCAUCACGCCGUUUUCAGUUGAUCUUUCGGCCGAUCUCAUCGCCGAUCUGAUCCGCACCCAAGCCAACGGCCCAGUUCAUAUCAUCGGCCACAGUCUUGGGUCACAUAUCGCCAUCCGUGUAGCCUCCAAAGAACCCGAGCUGGUCAAUUCCAUGUUCAUCUCUGGCUUCGAGGUAUUUCCCAAAACUGCGCUCACACCCUACAUACCAUACGUAGCGUGGGCCAUGCCUCGAGUGGAAAAUUGUCUCCCACGUCCCCUGAUACGCUGGGCUAUGGAUGGCGCGGAUUUACCACGCACGGAUACCGGUACUUGCACCCUCGAUCUAUGUCGGCAGAUCGUCUCGUCGGGGACUCCAACUGAGUGGCCAUCACCAUGGCCAGCACGAACUCUCAUUGUUGCAGCUGGCAAAGGAGGCAUUAUUCCUACCAGCGAUCACCCGCACGAUGCAUUAAAGCUCAUGAAUAUUGGGAGAGAGCUGAAUGAAGAGACUGUUGCAUACACACAUAUGAGUAUGCGACAUCCCUGGAAUCGUCAAGCUCCCCAGGUUUUUGCGGAAACCGCUGGGGCAUGGUUUGAGCACAAAGAGUUGCCUGAAGGGUUUACGAAGCUAUAG
Messenger RNA from Penicillium salamii, 792 nucleotides. The record is from the annotation of a GenBank genome assembly. NCBI's taxonomy places the organism in Eukaryota, Fungi, Ascomycota, Eurotiomycetes, Eurotiales, Aspergillaceae.